AUGGAUUCCUGUCUAGUAACAACCAGUUAUUUGUUGCAACUCUCUUGUUAUUCUGAAGAAGAGGUUGAAAGCCCAUUUUCUUCUCUAACAUUAGUAGAACUUCUGAAGCCACGUGGUACAAAGUUGAAACGUUUGAGGGAUUCGCAAAUGCUUCUUGAGGAGAGCCCUGAUAUCCCAAACAAUUCUUGUAGCUUUCAAUCUUCGCCGACUGAUAAGAUUAUGAAAUUUGAGAAAGCACGGCUGGUUCAAUUAAAGUCCAAGAAGGCAGAUGUCUCUCCAGUAAAAUUGCUGAAUAUGUGCGAUGUCUUAGCUUCUAAAACUGGUAAUUCUGUUCAAAGGGUUGUAUACUACUUGGCUAAAGCUCUUAACGAGAGAAUUGAUCAAGAGUGGGGAAUAAUUUCAUCAGACAAACUUAAAAGGUCAAGAAUGUGGACACUGAUUAUGGAAGCUUUUGCUGUCCGUCAUGAAUGUCCUCUUGAACUUCUCAAGAUCACUGCCGUUGGAACCUAUGAAAAAACCAUGGAAAAGACGAGCAAACAGUUGUCAUCAUUUGCUCAGACCAUUAACUUACCUUUCUCAUUUAAGGUAGUUGCGUCAGACCUCAAGGAAGAAUUCUUUGAUUUAGAGGCUGAUGAAGCUGUGGCAAUUGCCUUAGCAUACCAGCUUUGGUCACUGUUAGCAUGGCCUAAUCAUUUAGAAGCCUUGAUGGCAGUGAUCCAGAAUCUCAAGCCAUGUUUUCUCGUGCUCAAGGAAGUGGAGGUCUGUACAAAUGCACCAACUUUCCUGGAACGUUUCAAAGAAACACUCCUCUUUAUCAGCGGGCUAAUUUAUUCCACGAAUUCUUGUAUGGAAAAGCACAUACGGUAUAGAAAACUGGUAGAAGAAGUCCACUGGUGGGAGAUGAUUCGUAAUGUUCUCACAGCUGAAGGUACAGAGAGGACUCUGAGACAUGAUAAAAUGGUUUCUGGAGAUUCCUUCUCAAAAAGUUCGGUUUUGUGGAAUCAGAUCUCAGCCAAACACUAA
Coffea eugenioides is the source of this 1023-nucleotide messenger RNA. Its product is annotated as DELLA protein GAI1-like. Bases 1 to 1023 code for a protein of 340 amino acids. Gene Ontology annotation, molecular function: sequence-specific DNA binding; DNA-binding transcription factor activity. The record is from RefSeq and is a predicted model, not a curated record. The transcript has 3 exons. NCBI's taxonomy places the organism in Eukaryota, Viridiplantae, Streptophyta, Magnoliopsida, Gentianales, Rubiaceae. Gene Ontology annotation, cellular component: nucleus. Gene Ontology annotation, biological process: regulation of DNA-templated transcription.